AUGCUAUUUCGUAAUCAAACAAAUAACUGCUCAUAUUCUUCAAAUGUUGACAAGACUAAUUCUGAUUUAACUGAAAAUGCCUCAUCUUCGACUACGCUUACACCAGUUCAACUUUUGGCAUUGGCAAUUCGUAAACGUCGUGGUCUAAUGGAUCAAAAACACAAGGAUUUGCGUCGGGAGUUGCUGCAUUCGGGAUUCAUCCAAAUUUUGUGUAAGUCCUUAGGCGAAAGCCGUGCCGCAAAACGUCGGCUUCGCAAAAGGCGUAAGGGGGCAGCGAAAAAAACACGCUGGGAUUGUCAAAAUAGUGGUUCGCCUCCUCCAGAUUCUACGAACGACUCCACAUCUGACUCAGUGGUUCAUUGGAGCGGCUCUGGUGAUGACUGUUAUGGAAGCGAUGAUGAGGGCCAACGUUCAUGCAAAAGGUUCAAAGUCGAUCUUGAUGCUACUCAAGGACAUUUGGCUUUUAGUGAGUUGACGUCUUCCGAUUCAGAUAAAAUUCCCAGUUUGUACAGAAAGAUGUCGAGUUAUUCAGCAAGUAAUUCUAUAUUUAGUUUAUCAUUUCUAUUUAGUAAAAACUGUUUACAAGUUAUGCUUUGUUCACAAACAAUUAGUUGUGUUCGAACAUUUUGUGCUUCAAAGGCAAUAUCCAGUCAUUAUGACAUUGUAAUUGUCGGGGGUGGUUUGGUCGGGAGCGCGAUGGCUUGCGCUAUUGAUCUGAACGUUUGGAAGCAAAUUUCGGUUAAAGCACAACCGGUCACUUCCUUAUAUAUUCAAGAUGGUUGCUCAGAAUCUAGGAUUUCUUUUAAACAAUCCAAACCAAGCUCCCCAGUUGCUUAUAUUGUAGAGAAUUGGAGGAUUGUUGAUGCUUUACAUCAAUGUCUUAGAGAAAGUUUAAAUAUUGAUUGGAAGCAAGAGACCUCAUUUUGUGAAUUGAGUUUGCCUGAAAGCCUCGAUGAAAGUGUCGUUCUUAAAUUGGACAAUGGUGAAGUAGUUGAAAGUUCUUUGUUGAAUGAUAUUAAAAACACGAUUGCGUGGCAAAGAUUUAUGCCAACUGGGCCAAUCGGUAUUUUGCCACUUAAUGAGAAGCUGAGUUCACUUGCCUGGACAACUUCAACAUCAGAAGCAAAACGUCUUUUGGAAUUGCCUAAUGAAGAAUUUGUGAAGGAAUUAAAUGGAGCUUUGGUUGAUCAUUCUGGACAUAAUAAAAUAAUUGAUGGGCCUUUAAAUUGUUUUUCAAGUAUUUUGAAUUCAAUUCCAUUUUUGACGUCAUCUGAAAAUUUUGUCUUCCCAACUAUUCUUUCUCUGCCAAAUAAUGAUAGAGCAGCAUUUCCACUAUCUCUAAUUCACGCGCAUGAUUAUAUUGGGAAUAGAUUGGCAUUAAUUGGGGAUGCAGCACAUAGAAUACAUCCAAUGGCUGGACUUGGAGUUAAUCUUGGAUGGUCUGAUGUAGUUAAUUUAACAAAUACACUCGAAAUUGCAGUUAAGGAGGGUGGAGAUUUGGGUUCUUUAAUUUAUUUAAAAAACUUUGAUGCCAAAAGUCAACGCAAAAAUGUUCCAAUAAUGACUGCUAUUGACUUUUUAAAUAGUUUGUUUUCAACAAAUUUUCUUCCGUCAGUUUUUGUUCGUUCUGUAGGUGUUAAUUUGUUGGAUAGGCUUUGGCCUGCAAAGGAUUUGAUGGUUCAAUAUACUUCUUGA
Meloidogyne enterolobii is the source of this 1695-nucleotide messenger RNA. The record is from the annotation of a GenBank genome assembly. NCBI's taxonomy places the organism in Eukaryota, Metazoa, Nematoda, Chromadorea, Rhabditida, Meloidogynidae.